AUGAGGAAGAAAUCAAAAAGCAAAAACUCAUCUCCAAAUCUACCACCAGGACCGUGGAAAUUGCCACUGAUAGGGAGUAUGCACCAUUUAGUUGGCUCCCUACCCCACCAACGCCUGAGAGACUUGGCUAAAAAGCAUGGACCUCUCAUGCACCUUCGACUUGGUGAAGUUACUAACAUUGUUAUUUCUUCACCUGAAACUGCUAAACAAGUGAUGAAAACCCAUGAUGUCAUAUUUGCUCAAAGGCCCUUUCUCCUUGCUGCCAGUAUUGUGGCUUAUGAAUUUUCAGACAUCGCAUUCGCUCCUUAUGGAGACUAUUGGAGACAAAUGCGAAAAAUUUGCACGCUGGAGCUGCUAACGGCGAAAAGAGUGAAGUCAUUUAGAUCAAUCAGAGAAGAAGAAAUGUCAAAACUCAUUAGAUCCCUGUCUUCUAGUGCAGGAUCGCCAAUCAACUUUGGCAAGAUGUUCAGUUCUUUAACCUACAGCAUCACUUCUAGAGCAGCCUUUGGUAAGAUAUGGAAGGGAGAAGAAACCUUCAAAUCAGCAGUCAAAAAACUCAUACAAUUGGCUGGCGGUUUCACUCUUGCUGAUGUCUACCCGUCCAUCAAAUUGCUUCAUAUGAUCAGUACGACGAGGCCUAAAUUAGAGAGGCUUCGUCAAAUAAUAGAUGAGAUAUUUGACAACAUCAUCCAUGAGCAUAAAGCUAGAAAGGCAGCAGCAAAAUCUGGUACUGAUAGUGAAGAACAAGAUUUCGUAGAUGUCCUCCUGAAUUGUCAGGAUGGUGCAGACCUUGAAUUCCCUUUAACAAACGACAACAUAAAAGGAGUCAUCCUGGACACCUUCAUUGCUGGUAGCGAGACAUCGUCUACAACUGUAGAAUGGGCAAUGUCUGAGAUGCUAAAAAAUCCAAGAGUGAUGGAAAAGGCACAAGCUGAGGUGAGGAUGGUCUUUGGUGUAGAAGGAAACAUUGAUGAAGAAAGACUUCAUGAACUGCACUACUUAAAGAUGGUAAUCAAAGAAACUCUAAGACUACACCCUCCUAUUGCAUUGCUACUUCCAAGAGAAUGUAGGGAGAAUUGUGUGAUUAACGGUUUCGACAUUCCUGUGAAGUCCAAAGUUACAGUGAACGCAUGGGAGGAUUUGUCCAGGAAUAUUGUUUGGCAUGGCUAA
Manihot esculenta (cassava) is the source of this 1170-nucleotide messenger RNA. RefSeq names its product premnaspirodiene oxygenase-like. The coding region runs from base 1 to 1170 and encodes 389 amino acids. The transcript is spliced from 3 exons. The record is from RefSeq and is a predicted model, not a curated record. Lineage: Eukaryota; Viridiplantae; Streptophyta; Magnoliopsida; Malpighiales; Euphorbiaceae. Gene Ontology annotation, molecular function: oxidoreductase activity, acting on paired donors, with incorporation or reduction of molecular oxygen; iron ion binding; monooxygenase activity.